AUGCCCUCAAAGCAGGCAACAGCAGACGCUGCAGCUGCUGCAAAAGCAGCUAAGAAAGCUGCUAGCGCUAUCAAGCAGCUUGAAAAGGACGAAGAAGCCGUUCAACUACAGCUAAGGAAGGACGCUCGAGCUAUCGCUAAGACUGCACGAGAAUUACAGGCCGCUGCCAAACGCUCAUCAGGUAAAGCAGGCAAAGCUGCUACGCAGGCAGAGAGGCCCUAUAAAGCAGCAGAUAAAAUAGCACGUGCGAAGCAAACUACAGAGGCAGUUGCUGGGGCCCUACGAGCUAAGGAAACGGAACACGCCGCGCAGCAGCAAUUAGGUGCGCUUGAGCAUGCCGAGCAGCAGUUAGCUAUUGCUAAGCAGCGAGUUAGCGAGCUAGAUGCUGCUGCACGAGCUGCUAAGGCCGCUAAGCAGGCAAAGGGUGGUAGCAGUAGUGAUAAGGACGCGGUAGAGAGCCAUAGCAGCAUGGAGAGCAAGGACAACAACGUAUAACUACUCCACCAAGUUAUUUGCUAUACACGGAAGC
Messenger RNA from Mytilinidion resinicola, 529 nucleotides. RefSeq lists its product as uncharacterized. The transcript is spliced from 2 exons. The record is from RefSeq and is a predicted model, not a curated record. Lineage: Eukaryota; Fungi; Ascomycota; Dothideomycetes; Mytilinidiales; Mytilinidiaceae. Bases 1 to 495 code for a protein of 164 amino acids.